CUCUCUCUUUUUUUUUUUUUUCCCUCUUUCUUCUCUCUCUGUGAAGUGUAUUUGCUGAGCUCUCAAAUCUUGCCUGUCACCUACUCUCUCUCUCUCUCUUUCUCUAGCCCAGAGAAGACGGUAGUGAGAGCUUUGAGAGCGGGGAAGGGUCCAUUCCCAUGAGCAGUGAUUUCAUAGCUUUAACGGAAAAUGUUGAAUCCACCCACUUUCCUUCUCAUUCUCUCUGGAAUUUCUUGAAUCUUCUUCCCUGCAAAUGGGUCAUUCGUCAUCGAGAUCGUGGGUUUUGAGCAUCCAACUCUGAAGAAAACAGAACAGAGGAUAAAUAGAAGCUUUGUUGCAUCAAUGGUGGCUGCCAUUUCUGGAGCAGCAGCUUCAAUCCCCAAAACUUCAACAACCCAACAACGCAAUGACCAGCAACAGCAAGAUCACCUCAGAAACAACCAAGCCAGACCUCCAUUGUUACCCUCUGAGAGAGAUAAUGGGGUUCUUCAAAGAAAACCUAGAGGCAGACAGGUUCCUUCCAGGUACAUGUCUCCUUCGCCUUCCACUUCUACUUCUACUUCUUCAACUACUUCGUCCUCGGCUUCUUCUCGGCGAUUUCCCUCUCCAUUGCUCUCUAGGUCCACUAAUUUAACCCCUGCUUCGACCCCAUUGCCUUCCUCUGGCCCUAAACGGUCUCAAUCGGUGGACCGGAGAAGACCAGCAACCCCCCGCUCGAUUACUCCGGUUCUUGAUUCGAGACACGGCAAUGCGACUGAGAGUUCCGCGGCUGCGAAGCUUUUGGUUACUUCUACCAGGAGUUUGUCUGUUUCGUUUCAAGGGGAGGCGUUUUCCCUUCCGAUUAGUAAGACUAAGGCUACUGCGACGCCCAGUUUGAGUAAUGCAAGAAAGGGUUCGACGCCGGAACGGCGUCGAGCGACACCACUUAGGGAUAAGAGUGAUGGGUCUGGUGUUCAGGUGGAGAAUUCGAAGCUUCUUGAUCAACAUCGUUGGCCGGCGAGGAACCGCCAUGCGAAUUUGGAAGGGAACCCGUUGUCAAGGAGUUUUGAUUGUGGGGGUGAGCAGAAGAAAGUGAAUGGAAUUGGAUCUGGAAUGGUGGUCCGGGCAUUACAGCAAACAAUAUCAGAUGACAGUAGAAGAGCUUCUUUUGACGGUAGAUUGAGCUUGGAUUUAAACAGUUCCGAGUUGUUGAAGGCAGUUCGACAAAGCCCAGAUGCCGAUUCAGUGAAUGAAUCUUCUGUGCCUUCUGAUCUCACUACUUCUGAUACGGAUAGUGUUUCCUCCGGCAGUACUUCAGGAGUUCAAGAUUGUGGUUCGGUCGCCAAAGGGCGAAAUGGGCCUCGAGGGAUUGUUGUAUCAGCGAGGUUUUGGCAAGAGACAAACAGCCGGCUGCGGCGCUUGCAUGAUCCUGGUUCUCCAUUAUCGACUAGUCCUGGGGCAAGAGUGGGAGCCCCAUCAAAGUUCAGUCAGUCAAAACGGUUCUCAAAUGAUGGUCCACUUUCAUCUCCACGUACUAUGGCUUCCCCAAUUCGAGGUGGGACAAGGCCUCCAUCCCCAAGUAAGCUUUGGACUUCUUCAGUAUCAUCACCAUCAAGGGGAAUUUCCAGUCCUUCCAGAACUAGAAAUGGUGUCGGUGGUUCAUUGGUUAGUAACUCUAUUAGUACGCCCUCCAUUCUUAGUUUCUCCGUUGACAUCCGGAGGGGGAAGAUGGGGGAAGAUCGUAUUGUUGAUGCACAUGUAUUAAGGCUUCAGCAUAAUCGUUACUUGCAAUGGCGGUUUGUGAAUGCAAGGGCAGAUGCUACAUUUAUGUUGCAGAGACUGAACGCAGAGAGGAAUGUCUGGAAUGCAUGGGUCACUAUCUCAGAACUACGGCAUACUGUCACACUUAAAAGAAUCAAGUUACUAUUACUACGGCAAAAGCUGAAGCUGACAUCCGUCCUCAAGGGACAAAUAAGUUAUUUGGAAGAAUGGGCUCUUUUAGACAGAGAUCACUCGAGCUCCAUGCUUGGAGCAACUGAGGCUUUGAAGGCCAGUACUCUACGGCUCCCAGUUGUUGGGAAAGCAAUAGCUGAUAUUCAGAACCUGAAAGAUGCUGUGGGUUCAGCUGUUGAUGUUAUGCAGGCAAUGGCAUCUUCAAUAUGCUCUCUCUCAUCUAAGGUAGAAGAAACAAACUCCGUGGUGGCUGAACUGGUUAAGGUGACGGCAAAGGAACGGAUUUUACUUCAACAAUGUGAAGAUUUUUUGUCCACUUUAGCGGCCAUGCAGGUUAAAGAUUGUAGCUUGCGAACGCACAUAUUGCAACUGAAUCGAUUUCCAACGAGACAACAGCCUAACAAAUACAUGUAGAACUGAUAUGAUCCUGAUGAUAUGAUGACUCACUCCUCACCCGUUAUUCUACUAACAUUACACGGACCCCUUUUCGUUUUUCAACCCGAUGGAGGCAGAGAUUGAAGUAACAAGAAACAGAUUGGUGAUUUUUAGGAUCUGGGUUUUGAAACCUUCUUGGUGGCUCUUAUAUUUCUUCUCUAUGUUGUUAAAUGUAUCUCUUUGUAUCUGGAAAAAAGAAAAAGAAAAAGAGGAAAAAAGAAAGAAAGAUGAUUGUAGGGAAUGGCUUUCCAUCCCUUGGAUUAGUUGUGUAAAAGUGCUGCAAUUCUCUAUCCCUUUAGCCCACAAGUAAAUGCCAAUGUUGAAUGUGUAUAUAUGUAGUGUUCUCAUCAUUGAUGAUUCUUGUAGUUUGUGAAUUCUUGUGACUCAUUGGUAAAAUAGUCUCCUUUUUCCUUUCCAA
Molecule: messenger RNA, 2785 nt
Organism: Benincasa hispida (wax gourd)
Lineage: Eukaryota; Viridiplantae; Streptophyta; Magnoliopsida; Cucurbitales; Cucurbitaceae
Product: QWRF motif-containing protein 2-like
Biological process (GO): spindle assembly
Cellular component (GO): cytoplasm; nuclear microtubule
Molecular function (GO): microtubule binding
Source: RefSeq, a predicted model, not a curated record